This is a messenger RNA of Rotaria sp. Silwood2, 1074 nucleotides long. The record is from the annotation of a GenBank genome assembly. Lineage: Eukaryota; Metazoa; Rotifera; Eurotatoria; Philodinida; Philodinidae.
AUGAAUCAUAAUAAUACAACAUUAGACAUUUGUGAUAAUGAUUUUACUUAUGAUAGAUUUGUUCUUGUGUCUAAAAUUAUUUGGCAUACAUCUGGCUUCAUUUGUUUUAUAAUUGGUAUACCAGGUCAUAUUUUUCAUAUUAUUAUUUUAUCAAAUAAAACUAAUCGGAAAGAAUUUACUUCAUUAUAUUUUAUUACUAUUUCAAUCUGUGAAUUAAUCUUUCUCAUAGGUGCAUUAUGGCUAUGGACUGCGAGUAUGUCACUUAUUAAAUAUGAUCCUCGAGAAGUAUUAUCAUGUGGAAUUUUCCAUUGCAUUAUUCUCGGUUCAACAACAUUGUCGAAUCUUUAUUUAGCAUCAAUUGCUAUUGAUAGAAGUAUAAUGAUUCUUUGUCCAAUGAGUUAUCGUUCAAUAGUCACACGAUCUCGUGUCAUAUUUCGUCUUAUAUUGAUUUGUUUAAUAGUUAUUUUACUUCUAGUUCCUAAUUAUUUUUAUUUACAUUAUAAUGCAAAAGCUACACUAUUUCUAUGUGAUUUUUCUUCAUCUAAUAAUCAUGAACGAAUUCAUUUAUUAUCAUUAAUACAUACAAUACUUUUUGUAUCUAUUCCAUCAUUGAUUGUGUGUAUAUCUUCAAUAAUUUUAUUAAAUAACCGAUGUCAACAUAAACGCAUACAUAAAAAAACUUUAAGUUUAAGUGCUCGUCGCAUGCAUAAACGUUCAAUACUGACUUUUUUGGUUUCGCUUUGGUUUUUUUUCUCUUUAUUACCAGCAUUUGUUGUCGAAAUAUUUGUUUUAUGCGACCAAUAUUUUUAUCGUGACAUGCAUUGUUUAUUACGAAUGAAAAUUUAUAAAAUUUUACUUAAUUGUUUUUUAAUACUUUUAGCAAUGAAUUAUUCAACUAAAUUUUAUAUUCAUCUUAUUAUAUCAACAUCAUUUCGAGACGAUUUUAUUCAAUUUAUUUCUUGUCAAAAUAAUCAAAAUUCGCUUGAAUCAAGAAGAAUGAAUAAUAAAAACAAUAAUGAACUACGUUUACUUCCACUAUUGAAUCAAAAUCCAACAAAAGCUACAGAAAUUUAA